CGCCGGAUGUUUCUGUGUGAUACAUUGAGAGUAGGCAGUUCCUGAUCGCAGAUGUCCAAUCUAGGCAUCUCGCCUAAACACUACAUAGCACUCUGUCGUAAGUCGCGCCUAGCCCCAGGCCGAGUGGCCUAACAAACAGACUUGUCUCUCUUCGUUCCAUCCAAGAAACUGUCUCCAUGUUUUGGAGGUUCGGGUUCCACAAUGUGUCGGCUAUCGACAGCCUACUAGACAAGGAGGACGUCUCACUUGAGGCGAUUUUGGACGAGGACGAUCUACUACAGGAAUGCAAGGCUCAGAACACGAGGCUUAUCGACUACUUUCAGCGUACAGAUGUUCUCAAGCGUCUGUUGGGUUAUGUCACUGGACAGAUUGAGGGUCAUGAAGAGAGGGGACGCUUCAAAUAUCCUUACGUUGCCACGGAAGUGCUCUGUAGUGAAAUUUGGUCCGUCGUUGAGACUUGUGUUAAUAAUGCCGACGAGCUGCUGGCACCCUUCUGGGAGAUUGUCCUCGACAAGUCACCAGAAGACAUGAAGACUGAAAUGGUCAUGGCGUCCCACUUCGCCAAGGUAAACUCUGUCUUCCUCACAAAAAAGCCCGCAGAUAUGCUUGCCUUCAUCCAAUCUCAACCGAAUAUUGUGGAGCGCUUACUUCACCAUGUCGAGGCACCUUCCAUAGUCGACUUGCUAGUUCGCAUCGUCCAAUUAGACGAGCAACCUGGAGGAUCUGGUGUUCUAGAAUGGUUGUCCAGCGAACAGCUCAUGGGCCGCCUAAUUGACCUCCUCUCACCUGCUCAUAGCAGCGAUGUUCAUGCGGUAGUCUCAGAACUCAUCAAAGGUAUCAUCUCUAUGGCUGCACCUUCCCCGGGUGCUGGUUUAACCGACGGACUUCAAAAUCUUCCCGCUUCAAAUCGCUUCGCUCGUGAGCUCGCUCGAAGGGAAAGUAUAGAUACGUUAGUCGGCUAUAUUCUUUACGAAUACAACGACCAAUCGCCUACCGAACGAUACGCCGGCGACGGGCAACAUAGUGAUCAUGGCAACACCCUUGGCCACGACCUCCCAGACAUCCAUUCUGCUACUUCAUCCGUCGUCCACUCGAUAUCUAUAGUAAUCGAGCUCAUCCGGAAAAAUAAUUCAGACUAUUUCGAACCAUACCUCUUCCACACUCUACGGAAUCGAUUGAUACAAACUUUGGAGAACGCAAUGAACGAGAUGGUUGACCGUAUGGGUGUUGUUCAUUUGGGUCCACUAUUGGAUGUCAUGUCAGAACGGCUGCCUGACUUUCAACGGUAUUUGCGGCAACCACGCUCCUCACAAGGCCCAGUGCCCACGACAGUGGGUCUCAUCCAGCCGCUGACGUUCGAACGGUAUCGUAUUUGCGAGCUUUACGCAGAACUUUUGCACUGUUCGAAUAUGUCUCUCCUGAACCGCUCAUCAGAGCACGACUACCUGUAUGACAACCAAGGUCGAUUGCAAGGCGGUUUGUCGUCGUUGGAACAGCUAGCACGCGUAAUUGCCAUCGGAUCUGGCGAUGAGGCGGAGCAGGAGAAUGAGGGCCCUCAAGAUGAGGUUGAACCUGCGCUGGAGUUGCCCAUCCAUAAUCCACGCGGCUCGUCGAUGCUAGACUCAGAUGACGACAUGAGCGACGAACCGGGCAGUUCUGACGACGACGCCAUGGAAGAAAUCGUGAUGGACGACAUAGCGACGAAAGACACGCAGGCGGAGACUACUGAAGCACCCAUAGAGUCUCCAUCAAUGCUGUCCUCUUCUCCAAUUACGACCUCGUCAACAUCUCCCGAUCAAGGUGUACUUCGGCGGAGCCCAAUUAGCGAAGGUUCUAUCUCGAAUAGCCCGGUGUCGAAAGCUUAUUCCAACAAUUCUCGUCGAAGUUCGAGGCGGAUGACGAGGGAUCUUGUCUCGGAAGUACCCGCAGGAGAGAGGAUGAAACAGGUUUUCCUCCAGGAGUCCGUGCUCUCAGUACUACUGGACCUGUUCUUUGAGUUUCCGUGGAACAACUUUCUGCACAGCGUGGUCUACGAUUUCAUCCACCAGAUACUUACCGGCAGAGUGGAUGGUGGCUUGAAUCGAGAAUUGACCAUAGCGCUCUUCCGAGAUGCUCGACUGAUGCAUCGCAUAGUUGAGGGGCAGAAGAAAAAUGAUGCGGAAAGCGUCAAACCCAAAGGUGUACGUUUGGGGUACAUGGGCCACCUUACUCUCAUGUCAGAAGACGUUAUCACUGCACUAGAGCAUUAUCCCCUGGAGCUGCGGCUGAUGAUAGAGCGGCACGCGCCGCACCCCGAUUGGUCUGAAUACGUGACAGGCAGAUACAAUGAAACGAAGAAACGAGAUACAAGCUUGCUUGGGGGUGGCAAACCUAAUGUCAAUGCUCCCCGACCCGGCACGCGAUGGGCCGUCGACGAAGAAGAUACUAAGUCUAUGUCGACUGCCGGUCCAACGACGAACGGAAACUCAAUGUUAAAGGGUGAAUUUAGGCGAGCUGCCGCUGCAAAGCCCAGUCGGGAGACGAGUGCCGAUUUCGGUCCAGCGCCAAUAGACGAAGACGAGGACGACCACGGGACAGGACCGCCACAGUUCGCGCGGUAUCUGGCACAAGAGAUGCACUCAGAAUUUUUCUCUUCUGAUGCAGACGACGAUGAAGACGAAGAAGAUGGCGGCUGGUUGGCACAUUCUACAUUUGACUUGGGAAAACCACCCCCAGCUCGCCGUCAUCAAAACAACGCACAAAUAUCAGCAUCUAGCGGCUUUGAUGACGCCUUUUGUGCAUCCUCCUCUGCGCCUCUCAGAGAAGCGCUCACCGAUGAUCCUUUCGGAGCCCAUUAUGAUGAGGACGACGCUUUUGGUCCCUUCUCUGAUGCGGCUGGAACCCCGACAUCAGAGCCUAUCCAGUUUUCGACGUCGUUUUCGUCGCUUGUGAGAGAUGGCGACCUUACUCCAACUGCCGGGAGCUGGACAUUUGCUAGCGGUUCAGAAACCGAGGGCGAUUCUGAGGGAGAUGAGUUUGGCAACAUGACUGGCGGCGUUUCGGAAAAUGCCUUGCAGACGAUAUCACUGGAAGAGGUGAACGAACGGAUCGAUGAUGUACGGAACAGUGGUUGGGAUAGCUAAUUGGCGAGGUUAGUGUAGUUAGGAUGCGUGGCGUUUCACUGUCGCUGCAGGUAUUUAUACUGGGCGGAGGAUAAUGUUCUUAAUUGUAGUGCCGAUGA
Messenger RNA from Pisolithus orientalis, 3220 nucleotides. Its product is annotated as SIT4 phosphatase-associated protein-domain-containing protein. Gene Ontology annotation, cellular component: cytosol; nucleus. The record is from RefSeq and is a predicted model, not a curated record. The transcript is spliced from 13 exons. Gene Ontology annotation, molecular function: protein phosphatase binding; protein phosphatase regulator activity. NCBI's taxonomy places the organism in Eukaryota, Fungi, Basidiomycota, Agaricomycetes, Boletales, Pisolithaceae. The coding region runs from base 177 to 3122 and encodes 981 amino acids.